Microtus oregoni (creeping vole) is the source of this 764-nucleotide messenger RNA. It is a transcript of the gene Rarres2, whose product is annotated as retinoic acid receptor responder 2. Gene Ontology annotation, molecular function: signaling receptor binding. NCBI's taxonomy places the organism in Eukaryota, Metazoa, Chordata, Mammalia, Rodentia, Cricetidae. The coding region runs from base 158 to 649 and encodes 163 amino acids. The record is from RefSeq and is a predicted model, not a curated record. Gene Ontology annotation, biological process: regulation of lipid catabolic process; inflammatory response. The transcript has 6 exons.
GAAAGGCGGGGCUGUGGGGACCAAGAGAGAGGAGAAAGGGAGAUGAGAGGGUGAGAGGGGACAGCUUCCAGGGAGCUGCUCCAGGGACCACACAGGGAAAGGCCUUGCUACAACAACAAACCUGAUAUUCUUCAAGCACCAGGACUGAGGUGGAACCAUGAAGUGCCUGCUCAUCUCCCUGGCCCUGUGGCUAGGCAUGGUGGGCAUCCACGGGACAGAGCCGGAGCUCAGCGAGACACAGCGCAGGGGCCUGCAGGUGGCCCUGGAGGAGUUCCACAAACACCCACCUGUGCAGUGGACCUUCCAGGAGACCAGUGUGGACAGCGCUGAGGAAACGAUCUUUUCGGCGGGCACCUUUGUGAGGUUGGAAUUUAAGCUCCAGCAGACCAGCUGCCUCAAGAAGGACUGGAAAAAACCCGAGUGCAAAAUCAAACCAAAUGGGAGAAAGCGGAAAUGUCUGGCCUGCAUCAAACUGGACACCACGGGUAAAGUUCUGGGCCGCAUGGUCCACUGUCCAACAAUGAGGCAAGGGCCUCAGGAAUCUCAGGAGUCCCAGUGCAGUAAGGUAGCGCAGAGUGGCGAGGACCCCCGCGGCAACCACUUCUUCCCUGGACAGUUUGCCUUCUCCAGGGCCCUGAAACCCAAAUAAGCCCCGGACAGAGCUCCACCUUCCUGAGCUGCCGUGGCAAAACCCAGUGAAGGACACCAGCUCCCAAAGAUUUCAUACUCCAAGCUAAUAAAAUUGCUGGUCUGUUCCGUCCCAA